ACUUAGCAGUUUAUCGCUGCCUUUUAAACACCGACUCUAAGUUUCACAGCAGGAUUCUUUGUUAACGGCUCAAGUCUUAAAACAUUUUAAAUGUUUCUGUUAAUUUUCGAACGUUACUAAUUAACAAUCGUCACUUAUAUAAACGCAUAGAAAUCAACGUAAUGUCGUUAGAAACCUGGUACCAAGAUGUUGAUCGUAUUUUCGAUUUUAGUUAUUGUUUCUUGCAAAGCAUCACCUAUCAUACAAGAUGAGCUGUACGGAUUAGAAGAUUUUUACGAUGAUGAUUUAAGUAUAAAUCCGGAAUUGGGUGAACACUUCGAAGGAGAUAUGAUAUUAUCAGCCGAACAAAGGGACUCAAUAACUUCAGCGGUAAAAGGACGUAACGGUCUCGUAGACGGUGCUAAACGUUGGCCCAAUAAUACCGUCGUGUAUUACAUACAAGAAGACGACUUCGAUGAGGAUCAAAUAAAGAUGAUCGAAAUGGGAAUGGCCGAUAUAUCCAAUAAGUCGUGCAUUCAAUUCAGCAAAAGAAAAGAGAACGAACAUGCAUUACGAAUACAGGGUUCCUCAAGCGGUUGUUUUUCGAAUGUGGGUUAUAGAUUGCCAGAGGACGACGAAGAUGAACCAGACCAAGUUUUGAAUCUCGCCAAACGUUGUUUUAAACAUGGCACCGUAGUCCAUGAGAUGUUACAUACUCUUGGGUUUUAUCACAUGCAGAGUACGUAUGAUAGAGACGAUUUUGUAGAAAUUGUUUGGGAAAAUAUUAAAGAUGGACAUGAGCACAAUUUCAAAAAAUACAAUAAUGACACGAUCACUGAUUUUGGAAUAUCAUACGACUAUGGAAGCGUGAUGCAUUACCCGGAAAAAGCUUUUUCAAAAAAUGGAAAUAGAACAAUAAUUCCAUUAGAGGAAAAUGUAGAGUUGGGACAAAGAUUAGGCAUGUCUGAAAAAGAUGUCAUCAAAUUAAAUAAAAUGUACUGUGAAAAUACGGAGGAAGAAUCUGAAGAGAAUUAGUCGUAAAGAAGUUGAAAUAGUGUUAUUUUUUUUAAUAUUUCAAUGUGUAUAGAUUUAACAUAUAUAAUAAAAAAUAGCUAUAUAAUGGCCGUCUGCUCUAGUUAUCUACGUUUUUCGUAUUAAACGUUUCGUGUUGAUCUACUUA
Colias croceus (clouded yellow) is the source of this 1159-nucleotide messenger RNA. RefSeq names its product seminal metalloprotease 1-like. The coding region runs from base 187 to 1014 and encodes 275 amino acids. The transcript is spliced from 6 exons. NCBI's taxonomy places the organism in Eukaryota, Metazoa, Arthropoda, Insecta, Lepidoptera, Pieridae. Gene Ontology annotation, biological process: proteolysis. Gene Ontology annotation, molecular function: metalloendopeptidase activity; zinc ion binding. The record is from RefSeq and is a predicted model, not a curated record.